UUCCAUAUGCUUUUAAAAGACAGACAUCACUAAAAGAAAACAAGGAAAAACCAAGUCCCUCAAUGACAUCUUCUAAGAUUUGUUCAGAAUUUUAGUUACAGUUUGGGUGAAAAAGAAAACUCUGCAUAGUUAUUUAGAAACUGGCAUCGGCAAUCAUCACCAUCAUAUUGGAGUCGGUGAAGGUGAGCUCAAGUUUGUGCUUGGGUGUACAGCAACAAACAUCACAGUUUGGGUGGAAAAGAAGUGCAUAGUUAUUUAAAAACUGGCAUCGUCAAUCAUCACCAUCACAUUGGAGUCGGUGAAGAACAUGGAACAUGACGACUCUUCCAACUCAGUGGAGAUUCCAAUGAUGAAGAUGGACAAUGGAGGCUUGUGUCCUGAGUACCGCCACACUGAUGAUCCCUAUGUAGAAAUUGUUGAGCAACCCCAGGCGAGGGGUUUCAGAUUCCGGUAUGAGUGCGAGGGACCAUCUCAUGGUGGGCUUCAAGGAGAGAAGAGUGAAAAGUACAGGAAAACAUUUCCCUCUAUCAGGAUACGGAAUUACAAUGGUUCAGCCCGUAUUGUGGUUACCUUGGUAACAAAUGAAGCAAUUCCAAAGCCUCAUGCUCACAAGCUGGUGGGGAAGAAUUGUAACGAUGGAUCCUGUAUUGUAGAGCUGAAGCCAAGCCAGAAUAUCAUCACAUUUCCAAACUUGUGUAUCCAGCACGUUACGAGAAGAAAAGCCAGUGAGGUGAUUGAGCACAGGAUACUGGAGUCCAUGAAGCUCGAUAAGCAGGUCAAACUGGGAAACCUCAACGCCCAAGCUGAUUUGUCAGAUGAUGAAAAAUCGCAGGCAAGUACCCAGGCAAACCAGCUAGCGAAGGACAUGCAGCUAAAUGUCGUAAAACUGUGUUUCCAAGCGUAUCUCAGGGACGAAAAUGGCAAGAUUUGUCACCUGCUGCCUCCCGUUCUAUCCUCGGCUAUUUAUGAUAGCAAGGCACCAGGAGCCAAUGCAUUGAAGAUCUGUCGCAUGGACAAAUAUGGCGGUUGUUGUACAGGAAAUGAAGAAGUCUUCCUGCUGUGUGAAAGAGUUCAAAAAGAUGACAUUCAAGUUCGGUUUGUGGAACAGGACGAUGACGGGAAAACGAUAUGGGAGGCAUUUGGAAACUUUGGUCCAUUUGAUGUUCACAGGCAGUAUGCCAUUGUGUUCAAGACACCAGCGUACAAGAACCCGAACAUAGACCGACCAGUGUCUGUUAUCAUCAUGUUACAGAGGAAGUCCGACACCGAGACAAGUGAACCGAAGUCCUUCACCUAUUACCCGCAGUCAUUCGAUAAGGAUGAAAUUGCCAAAAAGAGGAAGAAGACCUUACCAAGCUACCCAGGCAGUAAUGGCUUUGGGGGUGGGGGCGGGGGAGAGGAUGGUCGACCUAAUUUAAAUACUAACAGUUUCCUUAAUGGAGGUUUAUCUUUUGGUCCACCUCAAGGAAACAUACCUGUAAUGGUUAAUGACUCGGAACAAUCUAUGUCCAAUGACAGCGUACACAAUUCUUCACCACCUCCAAAGAUUUCCAAUGUUAACAAGAGGCGCAUUAAUAAAGCCAAACGUCAGGGCAUCAAGACGGUAGAUAUAGAGGUGGACAGUGGAAGGGUUCAGGGCCUGCCCACCAUCAUCACCGAGCCGUCCCAGCUACAAGUGGCUGGGCCACCAGACAUACGUAUGACAACAGCGAAUUUCCCGCAACUCCACAACAUCAACCUGCAGCAUAAUAUAACACACUUCACGACCCAGAAUUUCCCGCCACAAAUUUUAUUACCACGUGGAGGAGGAGGGAGACCGAUGAGUGUUAGAGACUCCUCCAAUGACAGCACCUCGUCAGGAAUGGACGAGAUUGACGCAACGGUGUGUGACAAUGUGACAGAGUUAAUCUCAGACAAAGACGACGAUUCUGUGGUUGUAAACAAGGACAUCAUGAUGCCGCAGGAAAAUAGCCCCGACUCGGGCAGGGACACCCCCGAUGAUAUUGAAAGUGAUGGGCACGCUGGAGUAGCCAUCCACAGAGUCAGCACCAGUGAAACUAGCGACAUUUAUACUAAAACAGCAGGGCCAAAACUGGACAGUGCAUGUGCUAGUGAAAGUGAAGUUCUAUCCACCCCUGUGGAGACUCAGGAGGCAGACUUAGCAGCAGAAACAUCUAUGGCAGCUUUAAGGAUAUGUGAUCAAAGUGUCCAGACAGACAAGGACGCAGUGGCCCGCACCACGGAGAGGACGGUGAAAGCCCUGCAGACGUACGCCUCCACUGGAGACAUCAGACAACUCCUCCUCGUACAACGCUACCUCACGUCAGUACCGGACCAGAAUGGAGACAUUCCUCUGCACACAGCCAUCAUUAACGGGAACACGGAGGUGGUGAACAAUUUAUUGGAUGUCAUGCAAACAAUGCCGAACCUCUGGCUAAAGAUCAACGCUUACAACAACUUAUUACAGACACCCCUCCAUUUGGCUGUUCUUACCGGUCAGGAUAAAAUCAUUGACCGUCUUCUGUGUGGGGGAGCCAACACAAAAUUGCCAGACCGAAAUGGCAACACCCCUGGUCAUCUGGCAGUCCAGACUGGCAAUACAAGCUGUUUGGCUAAACUCCUAAAGUAUCAACGUCCAUUCUCUACGCCCCAAAAUCCAUUCCCUGAACUCAACAUGAAAAACUUUGAUGGUUUCACACCAGCUCAUAUAGCAGCCCAGAAGGGAAAUCUCCAGGCCAUGAAAUUAAUUGUGCGCUGCAAGGGCAACAUUAACAUGGUGGAUGGUAAAAGUGGAAAAACACCCCUCCACUACUCGGUAGAAGAAGAUGAUUUAAGUGUCAGUAGCUACCUCAUUCUCGAGGCAGGAGCUUCUGUGGAUGCCGCCUGCUUCAAUGGAAACACAGCUCUACAUAUCGCCUGUGGUCGACAGAAUAGUGGGAUGGUGGCACUACUAAUGGCGGCUGGAGCCAAUCCAGAAAUAGAAAAUUCUGAGGUUCUGAAAACCUAUCCGUCUAGUGAAGAUGACGAGGAGGAAGAGUCAGACAAAGUCUUACCCGGACACAAGCCACAUCAUUACGCAGCUAGCAACACAAGAAUACUGAAGAUCCUGAGUGGUGAGCCUUAUGGAGGGGACUCUAUUGGAGGUGUCAAGAGUAUCUCAGAAAGGACUAAUCUGUACCUAGACACUAGUAGUCUGCUGGCCUCUGAAGACUUCCAGACGGAUUCAGCAAGCUCCCCGGGUCAUGUGACGGAGUCCCAUACCACUCCCCUCACCUGUCCACCCACCAUCAGUGCUGUUUUAUCUAGUAGUGAAGAUGGUGACAUAGAGAAAAUCAGCUACCCAGUGCGUGUGCAGCUGUCCAAGUUUCUGGACCCCCAACAGAGCGGGCGUGACUGGGUGACCCUGGCGGAGAGACUGGGACUGCGACAGUCGGUGGAGGGGCACCAGGGAGGAUUCAGCCCCACCAGACUCCUUCUGACAUUUUAUGAGUCAUGUGGAGGCACCAUAUCCAAACUGCUUGAAGCCCUGGUUGCCAUGGAGAGAUUUGAUGCUGUGGAGUUACUUAACUCAUCCCUCAGUUUACAGACGGAUGACUGUAAACAGCGAGCCAUUCAGAGAGGUAUAACGGGAAGUCGACCUGAAGGUCAAAUUCAGGUCAUACACUAGCAGUAUCAUCACCAUAGCAACAACAAGCAUGGAUUCAAGUCUCUAGUGCUAAACCUCAGCAUUUACCUUAAAAAUAUGUCAUUCACUCUGUGGUUUUAGUUUUGUGGAUCUGUAAAUGUCUUUGAUUUGUCUGAAUGAAAAAAUCAUUACUGGUACAAGGCUUUAUAAUGUUAUUUCAAUGAUUCUUUUGUACAUUGCCAGCUACUGGACUGAUAUUGGGAGACUGUUUGUAAACUGUAUAUGAAGGAACCAUAGUUUAGAACACCAAUGCUGUAACAGUUUAGAACCCUGUGGGUUUCUUGUACAUACGUAGUGAUGGCAUUUUAUAGAUAGUGUUUAUGUAUGCUAGGGAAGCAUGCCUGUAACCACAAUUUUUCAUAAGUAGGUAGAAAUACCAAGGUUUUCAGAAUUCAGAAGGGGGGGGGGGGGGGGGGGGGGGGGGGGGUUGUAAAUUUCUGGAUUAUCAAGGGUUUUGAUCUUUUGAUGUAUGAAACUUGAAUUUUGAGAGGCAGAACAGACUAACAUAAAGUAAAACAAAAUACCAUAAAAUAGCACAAUAGUAAUGGAAAUUAGCAGUUGAAUACUGCUUUUAAGUAUAUUUUUGGCUUUGAUAGUGCUUCACUUUGGGGGGGGGGGGGGGGGGGGGGAUGCAGAUGCACCCCCUGGUUUAUGGGCCUGGUUAGAUUGAUAAUUGUUUUAACUUACAUUAGGUAGUAACAUAAUUCAGUAAUCCAUUGUUAUCCAAUAAAUGAUGUAAAAGCACAUACAUGCCCAAGAAAUUUUAAGCAUGUAUGCACACAAUAAAUUAAUGUACAAUGUUCAAGUAUAAUGAACAAGAUGAUAAAGUUUACAUUUUAUACAACAUGUGAUGUCACUACAGAAAUUUUUGUCGUCAGUAUGCGAGUUAUUUAUUGAUAGACAAUGAAAUGGUUCGAUUUCAUCAUUGAUGCAAUUAGAGAUGAGGGAUAUAGGAGUGAUUUGACAAGGACAACUAGGAUUUACGGGGUUUUUAAAACAUUUAUUUUUAUCAGGGCAUGUUAAGUUUAUAAAUUUUACCACUGCUUGUAUCACAAAUGUAUACAGUGGUACAUGCUAAACAGAUAUAUAUCACAUAUGUGUAUAUCAAUACAAUAAAGCUUGGCUUUACA
Ostrea edulis (European flat oyster) is the source of this 4815-nucleotide messenger RNA. Its product is annotated as nuclear factor NF-kappa-B p105 subunit-like. Gene Ontology annotation, biological process: response to cytokine; canonical NF-kappaB signal transduction; regulation of transcription by RNA polymerase II. The transcript is spliced from 22 exons. Gene Ontology annotation, cellular component: cytoplasm. The record is from RefSeq and is a predicted model, not a curated record. Lineage: Eukaryota; Metazoa; Mollusca; Bivalvia; Ostreida; Ostreidae. Bases 308 to 3667 code for a protein of 1119 amino acids. Gene Ontology annotation, molecular function: protein binding; DNA-binding transcription factor activity, RNA polymerase II-specific; RNA polymerase II cis-regulatory region sequence-specific DNA binding.